AUGUCUAAGGUGAAGGCUGCAUUAAGUUCUAAAGAGAUUCAAAAGAGGAUUGAUGAUACGCCUGAUGACAAUGGUGAUGGACUGUUUGUAAGAGGAAGAGUACCAAGGGAUACAAAGGAAGUUGGUUCAGUGAUCUUCAAGUUGCAUGAUGGAGUCAAAGAAAAAGUACUUAAUGUUAAGAUGGAAAUGUUUAGAGAAGGAGGCUCCACCUCGAGACCUCCGAUGCUGGAAGGAGCCAAUUAUCCAUACUGGAAAACUAAGAUGCGUGCUUUCUUGAGAGCUGUAGAUGAAAGAGUUUGGAUGUCCAUAGAGGAAGGGUGGUGGAAACCAACGAUGAUGGAGAAUGAAAUUGUUAUACCCAAACCCAUGAGUCAAUGGACCACUGUUGAAAUGGAAAGAGCGAAUUUCAACUCAAAGGCUCUUCAUGCCUUGUUUAAUGCCGUCUCCACUAACCAGUUGAAGGUUAUAGCCAAUUGUGAAAUUGCUAAGGAAGCAUGGGAGAAGCUAAAGAUUAAGAACGAGGGAACUGAUGCUGUCAAGAAAUCAAGGCUGCGUGCCUUGGCAAAGGCUUUCGAAAAUCUUACCAUGGAGGAGGAUGAGUCUGUGGCUGAAUUCCAUGCAAAACUUUGUGACAUCUCUAAUGAAUCAUAUGCUCUGGGGAAAACUUACUCUAACUCGAAACUGGUUCGAAAGGUGCUUGGUGUCCUCCCCAGAAGAUUCAUGUCCAAAGUUACCUCUAUCGAAGAAAUGAGAAACAUUGAGGAACUCGAUCUUGACGAACUCAUCGGGUCUUUGCAAAACUAUGAGCUAUCACUGUCUAGGUGGAAGAAAACCAAGAAACAAAAGGAGGUGGUGAAAGAAAAGUCAGAUGCUGGCAUUGCACUUAUUCACCAAGAAAACAAGAAACUUGUUCUCGAAUAUUUGAAUGGCAUUACAGAUGAAACGGUUGCCUUGUUAACAAGAAACUAUGCAAAAUUCUUGAAAAAGAACUACAGGAAAAAUUCACCAGCUGACAAAGAAAAUCUUCUCAAGAGAAACAAAGGAGUAAAUUUCAAACCAGGACAAGCCUCAACUGAUCAAAAGGGCCGAGGAAUUAAGUGCAGAGAAUGUGAUGGAUAUGGUCACAUUCAGGCUGAGUGCGCCAACACACUAAAAAAGAAAAAGGCCCUUGCAGCAACUUGGAGUGAUAGUGAUGAGGAAAAGAACUCCACAGCCAGUGAAGGAUCAGAUGAGGAAAAGCAGGUACUGGCAUUCAUGGUCCAAAGCUGUAAUCCAGUUGAGUCUGAAGAUGAUGCAGUCUUCACCUCAUCAGAAGCAGAUAACACAGGUCGUCAACAUGCUUAUGAAGAAAUGUUUGCACAAUGGGAGUACAUGACUAAACAGAUUCGUGCCCUAAAGAACUCCCUAGAGCAAGUGGAGACUGAAAAAGGAAAGUUAGAAGACACUGUCAAAAAUCUCAACCGACUUCUUGAUGCAAAGGAGAAUGAGAUCUACAAACUCACAGCUGAUCUAAUCCGAACCAAGCAAGCUUUACAGUUCAUUCCCCCAGGCACUCCUGCUAUCAAUCAAACCCUACAGCUUCAGAAGCCCUAUGGAUCUUAG
Molecule: messenger RNA, 1602 nt
Organism: Cannabis sativa
Lineage: Eukaryota; Viridiplantae; Streptophyta; Magnoliopsida; Rosales; Cannabaceae
Exons: 4
Coding region: 1-1602 (533 amino acids)
Source: RefSeq, a predicted model, not a curated record